GGGAGACGGCAAGUGUCUUGUGUUCUGUUGUCGCUUGACGGAGGGAGACAAGCAGCAAUAAACAAAAUAGCAACAAGCAAGUAACGUGUUUAUUCUCGUUUCUGCUCCUCUCUCCGACCCGUUUUCACAACCCGGUCGUGUGAACUAAACGCCUCGCUUUUUGCACUACGGGAUCUUUUAGUAGGUCCUCAAAUGAAAGAUCAACUGAGACUCAAAACUUCAGAAAUAGAAAUGUCUGCGACCAUCCUGUCCGGUUUCUACGACAUCGACAUGCUGUACAAGGACAAGAGUCUGAACAUGAACGCUCUGCAUCUCAACAGUAUGUUGGAUAAGAAGGCGGUGGGGUCGCCGGUCACGGCUUCUGCUCUCGCUAACAACUGCUCAUUCACGCAGGGAUUUUUCCGGCGCAACUCCGCGAGCAGCGCUGACUGUACAAACAACGGCAACAAGUACUCGGCCUCGUGUUACAGCAACAUGAAGGAGAGCUCGAGCAGCACCGCCAGCAUGAACAAGGAGAACAAGUUCCGUGAGCGCGCCUACAGUGAGACGGGCGAGCGGAGUCAGCAGCUGCAGGCGUUGCAGAAACCUGGAUCUCAGAUCAACUCGACACGCUACAAGACUGAACUGUGUCGACCUUUCGAGGAGAACGGAGCCUGCAAGUACGGCGAGAAAUGCCAGUUUGCUCACGGUUACCACGAGCUCCGCAGCCUGUCUCGCCACCCCAAGUACAAGACGGAGCCGUGCCGCACCUUCCACACCAUCGGCUUCUGUCCGUACGGCCCGCGCUGCCACUUCAUCCACAACGCGGACGAGCGCAGACCCGCGCCGGCCAACGCCAACAGCAGCAGCGUGCCGCCAGAGCUGAAGCAGAGCCGUGACCUGAUUCAUCAACAGGCCGCUUACCGAGACAGACCCAAACUCCACCACAGCCUGAGUUUCUCUGGGUUCUCAACACAACAUGGACUGGACUCGCCUCUCAUCGACAACCCCACAUCCCGCACUCCCCCGCCGACUUCUUCCUCCGACGCUUCUCGGACCAGCGGCCCCUUUUUCGAAGACGUUCUAGCGCCGAGCGCUAAUGGCGCCUUUUCCUCGUUCGCCGCUGCGCAGGACCUGAAAGCGCUGCUCGCCGCGCACGCACAUGGCGGCUACCAGUCCACCCCCGCUUACUACAGCAACUUCCAGACCGCCAUGGGACCCCCUUCCCCACCCUACAGCCUCGGGCCCUUGCAGGCCCUGCAGCGCCUGUCUGAGUCUCCAGUGUUCGACUCGCCCCCCAGCCCAUACGACUCCAUGUCGGACCGCGACAGCUACGCCAGCGGCUCUUCAGGAAGUCUCAGCGGCUCCGAGUCGCCCAGCUUGGAGGCCGGGAGACGUUUGCCAAUCUUCAGCAGGCUGUCGAUUUCUGAUGAUUAAUAAGUUAGCGUGGUUGUCUUUCGUUAUGUUUUGCAUUGUAUGGGAUUCGCCCUGUUCUUUAUUUCUUUAACGGACUGGAGGACUUCCUAAAGUUAACCGUUAUUAAAAUGGCGUCUCAUUAGCGACGUGUAACUAGACGGACUUUAAAGAAACAACCAGGGGCAGGUUGACUCGUCAGACCCUUGGUGUGGCAUUAGAGUUUUACUUUGUCCUGUUUUUUUUUUUUUUUUGUUUUUUUUUCCUCUUUUCUGCUCGAACCGAUAGCUAUGAAAGUAGAUAUCGACCGAAGGCAUUCCACCGGUGACUUUGACCAGCAUUCAGUCGCAGUGUUUUGGCUUAUGAGACCAUCACACUUUCCGGAGACAUGGUUUUUGUGCACAAAACUUUUGAACGCGAAAGACGAAGAGAUUUGAAAUGAUUUUUUGCCCCUCCAUACUACCAAGAAUAUGCCUUGACAAAAAAAAAAAAAAAAGUAUCAGUUCCGCAAAGUAGCCUAUGUAUGCGCUUCUGAACGCUUACAAAAACAAACUUCCAUUCCAAAAGCUGAGAGUUUGUCGGUCACAGCGCCACCCAGUGGUUCGGUUGGGUUAGUUUAGUGUUGUUGCUUAGCUGAAGCACUCUUGUUCGGUCUGUUGGGAAAAUCACUGCUGAUGGUUGAAUAUAUAUAUACAUAUAUAUAUUUUUUUAGCUGUUUUGAGCGAUUACAUAGCAGUACAUAACUGGCUAUGACCUAUUUAACUUAUUUAUUAUCUUGUGAAAAGUAUAGGCUACAUUGGUAAUUGUGUCCAUACUGUAUUUAUCAAGUAUGUUGAAGCAAUAGAUCUAUAUUCUUUUAUUAUGUUUAAAUUAUGAUCGCCAUUAUUAAUCUACAUAAGUGGAGUGUAUGUUCUUUUUCACAGUAAUAUAUUUUUGUUUGGUCUUCUUUUGUAACUUCACUUUGUUAUUUUAUUGUAAAUGAGUAAAAAAAAAACAACUUAAUUUAAGAGAUUGUAUGUGAUAUUUAUUUCAUUAAUUUUGUUUCCUUGUUUACGUACAUUUAAAACAAAUUGCUCGAGUUGCCGUUUGUUGGGAUGUUGUGGAAGACGUUCCCCCCCACAACUUUUUUUUUAAAUUGAGAAAAAAAAAUCCCUAGAUGUGUUUUUUUUUUUUUUUUUUUUUUUUUAAGCUAUGUCUAUAGAAUGUAUAAACCACGUGGUUGUCAAAACACCGUCCAAACGAGUAGUGAUCAUUCUUUAAGAAGUCAGAAUUGUGUGACAAUGAUCCCAAGUGAAUAAACUUAACCAAAAAGUA
Messenger RNA from Tachysurus vachellii, 2706 nucleotides. RefSeq names its product mRNA decay activator protein ZFP36L2-like. Lineage: Eukaryota; Metazoa; Chordata; Actinopteri; Siluriformes; Bagridae. Bases 193 to 1416 code for a protein of 407 amino acids. The record is from RefSeq and is a predicted model, not a curated record. The transcript has 2 exons. Gene Ontology annotation, molecular function: mRNA binding; metal ion binding.